AUGGAGGAAGAGGGCAAUCCUGGCCUUGCUGGAGCUGGUGGGUUGAUUCGAGAUGCUCUCGGCAGAUUCAUUAUGGGUUUUGCAGCUGGUAGUGCAGCUAUUGUUGUUUCAAAUCAUGAGGCUGGUUCUUACUCUAUGUUGGUGAAACAAAUCAAGAAACUUACUGAUUGGAAUUGGACUAAUGCCAGUCGCCUUUAUAGGGAGGCAAAAUUAGUAUAG
Molecule: messenger RNA, 219 nt
Organism: Dovyalis caffra
Lineage: Eukaryota; Viridiplantae; Streptophyta; Magnoliopsida; Malpighiales; Salicaceae
Source: the annotation of a GenBank genome assembly